AUGAAUCAAAGUAUUUACAGGACAUACAAUCAAAGAGAGGAAUAUCUUAAUAACAUAUUUUCCAAUGAUCCAUCACUGACAGAACAUGAGAAGAAGUUUUUGAUCUAUAAAAAUCAAAAAAAGUACGAUCAAUUAAGAAUAAAUAAUGAUUCAAACGAAACCAGAUUGUGUCCCAACUGUCAGAAAUCAUGUAGAGCAACGAUGUACUGUGAAAUUUGUGUUCGUCAAGAUUUGGAGAGUAAGUUCGACACAUGGACCUCAGGAAAUAAAGAAAUUGAUGAGUUGAUUAGAAAUUGUCAACGAAAAACCGUAUCACCACGACGUGUAAUUGAAUGGGUCGAUUAUGCACAGUUUCAAGAUACUGUCAAAUAUAUAAAAAAAGGUGGACGUUCCAAAAUAUAUGAGGCAAUUUGGAAGGAUGGACAUUACGAUGGAUGGAAUCCUGAAAACCGAUCGUUGAAGAGAUCUGGUGCACAGCGAGUAAUCCUGAAAAAGCUAAAUAAUUCGAAUGAAAAAUGGUUUCAAGAGGUGCUACAUAACUUUGAGCUAGAUUAUACGUUCUUCUAUCUGGCUCAAUGCUUCGGACUAACAAAAAAUCCAGAGACCAAUGAAUACAUGCUGGUCUUAUAUCGCUUUGAUAGUGACCUGAGAAAUUUGUUGAUUAAACAUCAUCCUUCGAUUACAUGGAUACAAAAUGAGACCCAACUUAACAUGCAAUUGGAAAUAAUUAACGGUGUGCGACCAGAAAUACAUAAAGAUACCCCACCUGAAUAUGCAGAACUGAUGAUACAAUGUUGGAAUCCUAAACCUGACAAAAGACCAUCGGCCUCUAAGAUUGCCGACAUUAUGGGAGCACUUCUUAAAAGAUCAUAUGAAGAGAUGGGUAAUGAUGAAUUGGCAUUAAAUACGCAACUCAUAAUUUCCAUGAAUGAUCAAGAGGGGGAGGGGUGUGAAACAACUUCAUUUAAAAAUCCAUCAAGUCAACUCCAGUUAUCACAAUCACGAAAUACAACUGUCUCCAGUAGGUGA
This is a messenger RNA of Acaulospora morrowiae, 1029 nucleotides long. NCBI's taxonomy places the organism in Eukaryota, Fungi, Glomeromycota, Glomeromycetes, Diversisporales, Acaulosporaceae. The record is from the annotation of a GenBank genome assembly.